This is a messenger RNA of Haliotis rubra (blacklip abalone), 1714 nucleotides long. RefSeq names its product neuronal acetylcholine receptor subunit beta-3-like. Bases 118 to 1407 code for a protein of 429 amino acids. Gene Ontology annotation, molecular function: extracellular ligand-gated monoatomic ion channel activity; transmembrane signaling receptor activity; neurotransmitter receptor activity. Gene Ontology annotation, biological process: chemical synaptic transmission; regulation of membrane potential; signal transduction. The transcript has 7 exons. Gene Ontology annotation, cellular component: neuron projection; membrane; synapse. NCBI's taxonomy places the organism in Eukaryota, Metazoa, Mollusca, Gastropoda, Lepetellida, Haliotidae. The record is from RefSeq and is a predicted model, not a curated record.
GAAAGGCCUACGUCAAUUCCUCAUGCACUGUCGAUAAUCUGUUGAAGUGAGAUUCAAUAGAAGACUGAAACACAUUGACACAUGAAUAAUGCUGCUUUUAAAUAUAGACUGUGUUAGAUGUAUGUGAUUCCGAGAGGUAUUUCAGAGGGCAUGGGCCAUCCGAGAAGUGACAACUUGUUCAAACUGAGGAUGAAGAUGGCGGACCUUGUGCAUCUGACUUUGGUGGUGCUUCUCCUUGCAACUGCAACCAGGGGAGACUACGCGGCUGAUGAAGCUGCUCUUCUGACAGCCAUUCGAGCCAACACCAGCGUCGACGUCAGACCUGUACAGAACACUAUCGUGCUUUCAACCAUCUUGUUGUUUGCUGUCAAUGAUGUCAAUAUCGGUAAAGAGACCAUGUCCCUGUCCGGGGUUAUGAUAGUUCAAUGGAAUGACCCGCGAGUGUCCUGGGACCCGGCGACAGCAGCGGGGAUAGAGCGGUUGGUUAUCAACACCAAAUACAUCUGGAAGCCACAACUAGUCAUUGAAAAUGACAUAGAAUCUGUGGGUGUCCUAGGAAGCGACGGUACGCCUCCCCGAGUGUUUUUCAACGGCGAUGUUUUGUGGACUCCUCCCAUGUCAACAACCUCUAGCUGCUCUGCAGACAUAACGUACUACCCCUAUGACAAACAGACAUGCUCCCUGACGCUGGUUGGUUGGAGUUAUACCACUGAUGAAGUGGACCUCCUCACUGACCACAACCAACCAAUCGACAUGCAGUAUUUCACUUCCAACGGGGAGUGGCAAAUGUUAAGCACUGGAUAUCACUACGUUAACCUGACCCAAGGUCCGAUGACCUUCAGGAAGUUGGUGUUCAAUGUAACACUCCGUCGAAAAUGGCAAUUCUAUGGCCUGAAUAUCAUGCUUCCACUGGUCCUAAACUCCAUCUUGAUGAUGGUGGUAUUUGCCUUGCCGAUAGAGUCUGGGGAGAAGAUGGGCUACUGUCUGACUGUCCUACUGUCCUACAUCGUCCUGCUCACAAUGGUAUCUGCCAACCUGCCGCCCAUAUCCAGCCAGACGUCCAUCAUACAGGUCUACCUGUCCGUGGUCAUGUGUGUCGGCACUGCGGGGACAAUCAGCACCAUCGUUGUCCUCCGUCUGUACCACAGGGAUGAGGCCAAGCCAGUUCCGACGUGGCUGCAGAAGUUGACUGAAUCCUUCCUAUCUCCCAUGGCGUGUCUCACCUGCGGUUCAAACAGAGUAGUCACGCCAGAAGGAAUGAAGAGGAAAGGACCUAACCACGGUGACUUUAGUGCAAAAGAGAUAGCACACAUACUGGACAAGUUUCUGUUCCGUAUUUUUGGAACUUUCAUGUCUGUAAUGACGAUUGGGUUUGUCUUCGCCCUCAUGACUCAUUAUCUGAGAUGAUGAUAUGUCGAUCUCUUCACAGUAACACUUCGUGUGGAUUCGAACUGCAAUGUACCGAUAUGACAAUAGUGAGCCACGCUGCAUGCUGUACUGAGCCUGUAACAGUGGACACGCUGUUGUUGUCACAGCCGUCCACCCUCCACAUACAGAUCUCAUUAUCGUCACUCAACUUUGAGCACUACUCAGAUGUCCACCUCGGUUUCACUUAUUUGCAUUUUUAUGUUUAUUACGACUGCAUUCUUGUUUGUUCACCUAAAUCAACUCAGUGUAUGACCUUGCCUCUAGAAAACAUGGAAUAAAUAAAAUA